AUGGAAGGAGGGCCGGAGGCAGCGAGUAAGCAAGAGUUCACAGAAUUCUGGAAAAGAGCAACAAGUUCGCCUUACAUCAUGCGCCUUGCUCUAUCGGCCGGAAUUGGAGGUCUCCUCUUCGGCUACGAUACCGGUGUUAUCUCAGGAGCUUUGCUUUACAUUCGCGAGGACUUUGUAGAAGUUGAUAAGAAACUAUGGUUGCAGGAAGUCAUUGUAAGUAUGGCUGUAGCGGGAGCCAUCAUUGGUGCUGCACUUGGUGGAUGGAUGAACGACAUGCUCGGCCGUAAGACCUCUAUUUUGGGGGCUGAUAUUGUUUUCUUUCUUGGCGCAAUAGUCAUGGCUAUUGCCCCUGCUCCUUGGGUCCUCGUCGUUGGAAGAAUUUUGGUUGGUUUUGGAGUUGGCAUAGCUUCCAUGACUUCCCCUCUCUAUAUCUCAGAAGCCUCUCCAGCUGCCAUUAGAGGAGCUAUCGUUUGUAUCAAUGGUCUCCUCAUCACCUUUGGCCAGUUCCUCUCCUACCUUAUCAAUCUCGCAUUCACCAAGGUAUAUAUAUAUCUACUCGGAUAAUAACUAAAAAAAUUAGAUAAUUUAACAUAUUUAACUAAACUAUUUAACAUAAUAUACAGACUCCUGGAACGUGGCGUUGGAUGCUUGGGGUGGCCGGACUUCCGGCGGUGGUUCAAUUCGUUUUAAUGCUGACCCUUCCUGAGUCACCGAGGUGGUUGUACAACCAGGGGAAAGAAAAUGAGUCAAGGAAAAUCCUGGAAAAGAUUUACAGAGCAGACGAGAUUGAAGGCGAGAUAAAAGCAAUGAGAGAAGCCGUAGAACAAGAGAAGCAAGAGGAAGGGUUGAUCGGUCAAACUCUUGGAGAGAAAAUGAAGGCUGCUUUCAGCAACGUUGCUGUUCGAAGAGGAUUGUAUGCAGGCGUGACUGCUCAAGUCGCUCAACAAUUCGUUGGCAUCAACACCGUCAUGUAUUACAGCCCAACCAUUGUUCAGUUUGCCGGCAUUGCAUC
Messenger RNA from Arachis duranensis, 1012 nucleotides. Its product is annotated as inositol transporter 4-like. The coding region runs from base 1 to 564 and encodes 187 amino acids. Gene Ontology annotation, biological process: transmembrane transport. Gene Ontology annotation, cellular component: membrane. Lineage: Eukaryota; Viridiplantae; Streptophyta; Magnoliopsida; Fabales; Fabaceae. The record is from RefSeq and is a predicted model, not a curated record. Gene Ontology annotation, molecular function: myo-inositol:proton symporter activity. The transcript has a single exon.